AUGAACUUCACCCAGAACCAUCUCCAUUUCCGCAGCGAAGACCCCGAUUCCGCCGCCAAGUUUUAUUGCGACAACUUCGGCGCUGUUAUUGCCUCGGAGCGGCCCUUGUCCACCACCAAGUCCAUUACUCUAGAGAUGAACGGCCAGACUUUGAUGACCAUAUCGGGCCGGGCCGAGGGCGAGGAUCCGGUGCCAGGCUCCACCGAACCCCGCUAUGGCCUGGACCACUUCGGCUUUGAGGUAGACGAUAUGGAAGGCGCCGCCGCUCAGUUCAGGGCCAACGGCGUUCACAUGAUCUGCGAGCCAUGGACUAUGCCUUCCGGUUCCAUGGUGGCCUUCAUCGAGGCCCCCGACCACGUCAGCGUUGAGAUUAUCCAGCGGCCCAAGGCAUAA
This is a messenger RNA of Geodia barretti, 393 nucleotides long. The record is from the annotation of a GenBank genome assembly. NCBI's taxonomy places the organism in Eukaryota, Metazoa, Porifera, Demospongiae, Tetractinellida, Geodiidae.